Messenger RNA from Callithrix jacchus (white-tufted-ear marmoset), 10536 nucleotides. RefSeq names its product corticotropin-releasing factor receptor 1-like. The record is from RefSeq and is a predicted model, not a curated record. Gene Ontology annotation, molecular function: G protein-coupled peptide receptor activity; corticotrophin-releasing factor receptor activity; corticotropin-releasing hormone binding. Gene Ontology annotation, biological process: adenylate cyclase-activating G protein-coupled receptor signaling pathway; cell surface receptor signaling pathway. Gene Ontology annotation, cellular component: plasma membrane; neuron projection. NCBI's taxonomy places the organism in Eukaryota, Metazoa, Chordata, Mammalia, Primates, Cebidae.
ACAGGCGGCGCGGGAGCUGGAGCCGGAGAACCGAGUGCGCAUCGCGGUCGCCCGCCGGGUUCCUAACGCGCUCGGCCGCCCCUCCCCUAGCAACGGCCCGGCCCCGCCCCGCCGGUCCCCGCGGCGUCUCCCGAGGGCGGGAAUCCCGCCGCGAGCGCAGCCUCCCCGGAGUCCUGGGCUGGAGGAGGUCGGGAGAUCGGGCAGCCUCUGUCCUAGGGCCGGUGGAACUCCACCCGCUUCGGGCACCCGGUGUCCAUUACGGGCUAGGAAACCUCCCCAAGGUGCCCAUUCCAGGAUUUGAAACCCUUAGCAGUGAAGUUAUUCCGGAAGUCUGCCCUGACUCUCGUCUCUCGUUAUUUAAGCCCUUGUAAACCUUGCUAGACCUCAGAGGAGUCGCCGGGACCCCUGGCGCUGCCCACCCCACCGGCCCCGGGUCUCCCGGCCGGUCCCGCCUCCCACCUUUCCCGUGGUGAAAGCUGUCGCGAUGAGGCGGGCUCUCUGCCUCCUUCCCUACUCCCUCCCCUCAACUAGGUCCCAUUUACUUUUCUUUAAUUAAAAAACAAAUUACUGGGUUUUUUUUUUUCCUUUCCUUUUUACACAAACGUAGUCAUUGUAGACUGUUUAGAAAACAUGAAUUACCAAAAUGAAAAAGUUCUAAAACCUUAUAAUCCUGCUUCGUAGAGAGUGUCGAUGUCGGUGUUAUCACCUGGGUAUAAACUCCUCCCAGCCUUUUUCUAUUUGUGCCUCUCUCCGGAUAACAGAAAUGGGGAUAUACUAUUCCUGCUUACUGCCUCGUUAACCUUUCGUCACUUAACAGUGUAACUUUCCAUAGCGAUGGUCAGCUACAACUACAGCUCUGAAAAAUUGGAGGGUUUAUUAAACCCAGAUUGCUUCCACCUCCCGCCCUCAACAGCUCCCACGUGAUGUACAAACUACUGAUCUACAUCGUUUGUAGUGAAGGAACGGCAUUUUAAGGGUCUCACUCUGUUGCCCAGGCUGGAGUGCAGUGGUGCGAUUACAUCUCACUACAGCCUGAUCACCUGGCUCAAGUGAUCCUCCAACCUCAACUUUCUGAGUAGCUGAGACCACAGGCAUGUGCCACCAUAUUUUUUUAUUUUAUUUUUUGUUGAGACAGGGUCUCACUAUGUUGCCCAGGAUGGUCUCAAACUUCUGGUCUCAGCCUCCCAAAGUGUGGGAUUAGAGGCAUGAGCCACCGUGCCCGGCAAAAUGAUCAUUUUAAAGAUGAAGAAACGGAGGCACACACAUCGAUGCCUAUAUACACACACUCCCCGGAUUGGGAAACAGCCUGGUUCAUGCUCCGCAGUCCUGGGAAAGCUGGCCUGGCACAAAGACAAUGGCUACUGGGAAUGCCUGGCCAACGGCAGCUGGGCUGCCUGUGUGAAUUAAUCUGAGUGCCAGAAGAUCCUCAAUGAGGAGGUGAGGCUGAGCCAAGCGAGGCUGCCCUUAUGGAGGGGGGUCCAGGGUCUCCACAGUUUUGUGCCUGCUACUUGGAGUCACGGAGCCAGAGGCUAAUGUCAAGGCCCUGCCGUAGCAAAGCCGACUGGGGAGCUGGAGCCGUUAGCUUAGAAAUGGCCCAUGAGCCAUUGAGAGCGAGCUGGGCUGGUGGGGCACUGGGCAGGCUCUGAUGGCGAUGAGAUGGGUCCUUAUUCCUUCCUUCCUUCCUUCUCCUCAUGCUCAUUGGGCAGCCGCUUGCACUGGGCAUGGGACUGUCCUGGGGGUGGAAAGGGAGACCAGACUCGGUCACAGGAGUCCCACCCUUUCCCACCACUCGAGCCUGAGAGAUGCUGGAACCCCAGGGGGCUGUAUGGGAACCAGGGACAGGGUGUAGGUAGCAGUGCAGGUCAAAAAAGCCCUUGGAAACCCUUUUAAAAUGUUAAAUGUUUUUGAGUAGAAGUUGCUUACACAGAAUUCAGAAGGUACAAAUGGGAAUACAGUGUCCCCUCCCACCCCGUCCCCAGCCACUGGAUUCCCUGCCAGAGGCGACCGUUUUGCCAAUUUCACUAAUGUUCUUCCAGAGACAUUCUCUGCAUAUACGGGUAAUUAUAUAUAGGUAUUCUUUUUUGUUUUACCUGAAUGUUGCAUAUUAGUCUACGCCUUGCUUUCUUCAUAUAAUCAUCUGUCUUGGAGAUGGUUCCACAUCAGUACAUAAAGAGCAUCUUCAUUCUUUCUGCAUUUGCAUAAUAUCACAAAAUAUACCCUAAUUUAUUCUAACCAGUCUUUAUUCCUAGUCUUCGGUUAUUACAAAUGGUGCAGCAAUGAAUAAUCUUUGAAGGGUGACAUUUGGCAGAGACACAAAUAUGUCUAUCCUGGAGCUGCUGCUGCCCUCAGUCUCUCCCACUCCCUCUCCUUUCCCACCUGACGCUUUCUCCCUGGGUGCUGAGGAAGGCAGGGGUCAAAGGGCAGAAGGAAGGACACCCCAGGCUGUGUAAGGACCUGGAUUUCUGAGUGUGGAAGAGACCCACCAACCUAGGCAGUCGCAAGAACCCAUCACCUAAAGAUCAGAGCUGGAAAGGACCUUGGAGACUCUCCCUCCCAUCUUGAGGUUCCCAGACCUGCCUGGUUAUAUGAAUUGCCCAGAGGCUGAUCACUUGAGGUCAGGAGUUGGAGACCAGCCUGGCCAAUAUGGUGAAACCCCGUCUCUACUAAAAAUACAAAAUUAGCCGGGUGUGGUAGUGGGCGCCUAUAAUCCCAGUUAUUCAAGAGGCUGAGGCAGGAGAAUCGCUUGAACCUGGGAGGCGGAGGUUGUAGUGAGCCAAGAUCAUGCCACUGCACUCCAGCCUAGGCAACAGAGCAAGACUCCAACAAAAAAAAGAAAAAAAUCGCCCAGAGCACUUGUCCAAAUACAGGCUCCGGGGCCACACCCAACACCUAAAAAACACACUGUCCAGGGAGGACCUGGGAAUCCGUGUCUUUAAUGAGUGCUCCCAGGGAGCCUUCUGAUGGGGCAAAAGCCAGAAACUCUAAUCUAGUGCAACCCGUUCACAUUACAGAUGAGGAGACUGGGGACCAGAAAAGGGGAAUGAGUAACACAACGUCAUGUGGCCAGAGUGAGUCAGAGCCUGGAACCCUGGGCUUUGAAGCUCAGGCUCUGCUUUGCCCACUGCCAGGUAUCUGGAGUGAAACAAAGUUAACGGAGGAAGAAUCGCUUUCCUCCACCUGUAGCUCCCACCCUGGCCUGGCAUGCUUUGGUUAGCCCCACCCCUGGCUUCCUGGCCUCAAGUCACUGAGCUAACUCGGGACUCUGCUGUCUCCUUCUAGAAGCUGCAGAUAGGUCAGUGCCUAGCGUAAAAGAAUGAUGAGUUCUUCCCCGGUGCUGCUCUGGCAGGACGGGGGCUGCCUGGAUCUCAGAUCCCACAGGCCAGACCUUCGGGUGGCACUCAAGGCUGGGGUGGGUUGGUUGGGCUCCCUCAUGAUCUGACCUGAGCAGAGAAAGCCCCCAGCUUGCUAAGCCCCCGCACAGAGUCCACCUGGAAAGCCCUGGGAUUGGGAGGAGGGCUCCUCUUGGACCGGGGGAAGGAAUUGGGGUUCCAGGUUAGGAGACUUAGUUGGGCCAGAGGACAUGGCCUUGGCUCGGGGGUGGGAGUGGGCAAGACCGUUCAGGGAUGUGGGACCCAUAGCCUGGCACGCAGUAGAGGACGUGGGGGGAAAGGAAAGCGAGUCAGUGCUGUCGGUGACUCAGGACCACACACCAUGCCAGAAAGAGGCGGCUGGGAGGAGGCACAGCCAAGGCCCGAGGCCAGGCCGCCAGCCGCACAGUCUGUCACCGCUGGUCCCAGCCUCACUCCCAGCACUCCACCCUCCUGAGGAUCAGGGUAGGAUCUUCGUGGGUCACCUGUCUCUCUUGCUCUAAUGUAAGCCCCUUCCUUUCAGUUGGCUAAUGGAGACACUCAGCAGCCCCCAUUUUCCCCAGCACCCUUCAGAGGCCCAAGGGCAGUAGGUUAGCCACCCUCAGCCUGCCCUGCAAUGCCCACCCCUGCCAGGACAGGGGUCUCCCCCUCUCUCCAGCAGCAGGGUUAGGACAAGGAAGAGGGUGAGGAGCCCACUGUCAUCAGCCCCUCUUUGCGUGGCAGUGAGAACAGCAGGGACCUUCAGGGUUGGGUUUCAAUGGGAACCUGCUGUGUGACCUGAGCAGGCUACUUAACCUCACCAAGUUCCCUAAUGUGGCAGCCAGGAAUUCAAAUCUCUGCCUCCUGGGGAUGGGAGGGUGGUGUUGGCCUGUCUUGGCAUAUGGGGAACGUUCCAUUCACCUGCCAGGCCCCAUCCCUCCUCUCUCCUGUGAGGUCAGGGGAGGUCCUAGUGUAUACUUGGGGGAGUGCCCACCCCCACCAGCCCACCCCUGCCUGGUUCUGCCACCUCUUUCCCCAGCAGCCUCUGCUAGCCUGGUGCCUAGCACGCUGGGUAAUCAAUUAAUUUAAUUAGUGAAAAUGCCAUCCCCUUCUGCCAGCCCCCAGACUCGCCAGACCCCUCCCGGAACUGCAGGGAAAUGUAUCCAAUGACUUGAGUGGCAGCUUUCUCAGCUCUGGACCUGGAUUAAGCCCUAAUUAAGCUCCAGCGCCCUAGGGUAUUGUAGAUAAUGGAUUCACAGAAGUCUGCCUGUGACCUGGGACUUGCGAGGGCACCCCAAGGCCAGGUACCCCAGGAGAUCUGCCCAAAGCUGGCACCACCAGGGACAGGCCCCCAAGUGGGGAGCCUGUUGCAUGCAUGGCUAGCCCGGGGAUGGCACUGAGCCCCCAGCACCACCCUACAUGCCCCCCACACCCGGUAUCAACACCUUCUCCCUCCACUAUGUUCUCUCCCUUCCCCACCAUCCGACUCUUCCCCAUCCCUGACACUUGCACACACACCAUCCCCUUUCCCCACGCUCUGCUGAGCACAGGAGCCGGGGCUCAGGCACAGUCUGGGAGACCACACCUUGGUGAGACAUGAAACGGAUUCUGGGGUCUGGGUUUGUGGGCCAAGGUUCACUGCUCAUCGUGUGGGGAGAGGCAAACCGUGAAGGUGCUUUUUCCUGAAACACAGCUCCGAUUCUGUGGGCCUGGGGUAGGGCCUCUAGCCCACUCUCCUCACCAUCACUGCCAGUGUCUCCGUGUGCAGUUGCUGGGCCAGGGCCCUUUGAGGAUCAAGGGGCCAGAGUGAGUGCCUGCUGCGAGGCAAGAGGAGUUUCUCUGGAAGCCUCGGUGGAGAGGAGGUGCCAGAAUGGAGGGAGCACCAGGGGGGAACUUGAAAGGGAGGUCUCAUUGCUACUGUCCCAGCGAGGCAUCAGGACGGGUCUGGCAAUGCAGCACCUGGGACGAGGUGGUGUUCUGCAGAGAGUCCACGGCACUAAUUGCUUACUCGAUUCGGGUCACUGAGGGUACAGUGGAGUGGGCUCUGUCGAGUGCCAUGCUGUGCCACCCUCCUCAGGGUGGGGUGCCUGCUGGUCUUAGGUCUCCAGACUGGACAGAGAUGGAGUGCUGGUCAGGACCGCAGGGGUGGCUGUGUCCUGUGAACAUCCCAGCUUCUUUGCUGUCAUUGUGGCCAUCGGUCGGGGUGUCACUGGCUGUCCCUGGGGGUGCUGCUGACUCUCCAGGCGUCACUGGCCACCUCUCAGGGUGUUCCUGGGAGUCUCUCAAGGCCUUGCUGUCUCUUUAGAUAAUGCUGGCCAGAGCUCUGGUUGUUACUGGAGAUUUCUCAGUGUCACUGGCUUCUGUCUGGGUGUCACAGGAUGUAUGUCUCAGGGUAUUGGCAGCCAUCUAUCAGGCUGUCUCUCCAGCUGUCUUCUCAGGCUGCUUCUCAGGUCGUGUCAUGCUGAUGUGGCCAAUGAGAGACAGGGCUUGAACCCGGCCCAGGGAGUCCCACAGAGUCUUUAUCCCCCAGGAGUGGUUUGGCCGAUUCUCCCUCUCAGGCUCUGUGGAGAGAAGCCCUCGUGGGUGCCGUCCUCCCGACAGGAGGUCCCCUGAGGCUCCUGGGCCCUGAAUGGAGCAAGACCACCCCAGAGAGUGCCUCUGCUUUCAAUUCCUGCUUGUCCCUCAAGAAAUGUCCCAGGGGGCUGGGUGCAGUGGCGCACACCUGUAAUCCCCACACUUUGGGAGACAGAGGCAGGCAGAUUGCCUGAGCUCAGGAGUGUGAGACCAGCCUGGGCAACAUGAUGAAACCCCAUCUCUACCAAAAAUACAAAAAUUAAGCCAGGCGUGGUGGCGCAUGCGUGUGAUCCCAGCUACUAGGGAGGCUGAGGCAGGAGAAUCACUUGAACUGAGGAGGCAGAGGCUGCAGUGAGCCAAGAUCCCACCACUCCAGCCUGGGUGACAGAACAAGACUCCAUCCCCCCCCCCCCAAAAAAAAAGAAAUGUCCCAGGGAAACAGGGAAAAGAGGGAUUUCAAUGCCAGGCAGACCCAGGUUCUAGAUACAUGGCGUGGCCAAGUAUUCAGCCUCUUCCAAGGGAAGAACGGGAUGAGAGGGUCAGUCUCCAAGGGCAGCUGUGGGAAAGAAAAGCAUUGGUGUCUGCUGAGCUCCUGGCACAGGGCUCAGCAUACAGCAGGUGCUUAAUAGAUGACUCCUCCCCACUCCAUCCCCAAGGGCCUGGCGUGGCCUGACUCAGGGGCAAGGCCAGGCCCUGGCAAGGGACAGUGAAGGGUCUCCCUGCAUGCUGUGCUGGUCCCACCCAGCCUGGGCCUGUGAACAAGGCAGGGGUGUCGUGCCAUGCUCGGCUCCACACAUGCUGUCAUUACCCAGGGGCUUCUCAGCAUGGAUUUGUGGGAAAUUUAAUAAAAGGAUAUUAAAUACCAGCUCCAGACAGCCUGUGAUAUGUGCAUAUAUUCCAGAGCCUCUGGAUUGGGGCCUCUGCCACCAGGCGCUUAGCGAUCGUCCCCCCUUACAUGGGUGGGUGAUGGGUACCCUCCCCUCGCUUCCCCUCUCUGUCUCUCUCUCUCCUGCCUUCGUUCACACCUCCCUGGAUCCCAGCUCUUUGGAGGCUGGAGUUGCUAAUGUGAUUUCCUGCCAUGUUCCAGCAAGCCUGCCUGGAAACCAGCUCGAAGAACAGUUUCUAUAGGAGCCUCUGGAGCUGAGAGGUCCCCCAGUGAAGAUGCCCCUUCAGAAGGGCCUUGGCUCCUCCUGGGAUGCCUGGUAGAUAGGGCUGGACUUGGUCUCUGGUUUCGUGGGUUCUCUAAUUCUGACAGGAAGGCCCGUGAAGGGCCAGGAGCUCCUUGUGGCUCUGAUAGGAUGAUGAGGGCCGUUGUGAGCUCACCGCUUCUCGGCACUUGCACGUUACCCAUUUCUGUGCCUCGUCAUCUGUCAGCCCCACCCCAGAGCCCGGAAAUGGGGAGGAAGGGAGGUGCUGCCAGGGACCCCUCCCUUCUCAAAGCCACCUGCUUUCCAACACCCGUCCCUCCUUCCUUCACUCACACACUGCGUUGGAGGUCUACUGCGUGUCAAGCUCUGAGUUUCCAGGCCCUGCUUGCUUCUUGGGACCUGUAAGAGUGUGGGUGAGGGCUUUGCUCUUGGGCAGGGGUCUGCAGGGAGCUGGGCAUGGGGACUGGCCAGUCCCAUGUGAUGGGCCGGGGACCUGUUUCAGCCUUCGCAUCUUGCCAGUUGGCACAUGCAGGCAGGAGGUGAUUUUGAUGUUGCUUGGCCUCCAGUGCAUCUGCAUAACCUCUGUGCUGUUCACCCACAAAAUAAAGCCCAGACGCCCUUCCCGCUCCCAACGGGGUUGCCCUGGCAGUUUAAGACGAUAACAGAUGUGAAAAUCCUCUGUUAAGUGGGAAGGCUUCAUCACUUUUGGAACUUAAGAUUGCUGGAAAGAGGAGGGCAGUGACCUCCACCGGUAUAUUUAAUUCAUUGAGAAAUAAACCGAGGAAUGUGUUCCAGACCCGGGAGAGGAUCCGGCUCACUCUGCACAGAUCCCGCUGGGCCAGGGAUGGGGAAGGCCCUGGGAAGUGAGUAAUGGAGCCUAAAGAUACUUUUCUGUGGUUUCUGCUGAUUUCCCCUUGUGGCUCGCAGGAGCAGGCUGUGUAGCAGCAGGAGGGUUUUAGGGGCGCCAAGAAGAUGGUGACUCGGUUCAGAAAUGGGUGGAGAAGAGAAAUCCCGGAAUGACGUGUCUGCAGCUGAGAGGUCCACCUGAUGUUCCAAUCAGGCAGAAGCAUGGGCAGAUGCGGGUGUGAGGGCGCCACUGUGAGCCGGCCACACGCACUCGUGCACGUGGAGGGGAGUCUGUGUGGAGUAGGGAAUCCUGCGUGAUGUGGAGGUUCAGUUCGACACAACACGCGGUAGUGAACAGAGCACGGGAUUCAGGGACAGACAGAUGUCAAACUGGAUGGCUUUGCUCUGAUGUGAAGCCUGACCAGCAGCAGGUGCUCGGGAAGUGGGGGGUGGCCCUUGAGAUCAUGACCCGCUCCAUCCCAGCCACCCCCAGGCGAUGUCCUCACACAGUGGCUCACAUCCAGUGGGCACAAGGGCUGAGCUGUGCAGAAGCCUCACCUCUGCCCCUCUCUCCUGCUGCAGAAAAAGAGCAAGGUGCACUACCAUGUUGCAGUCAUCAUCAACUACCUGGGCCACUGUAUCUCCCUGGUGGCCCUCCUGGUGGCCUUUGUCCUCUUUCUGCGGCUCAGCCUGCCCCUCAUCCUCUCUCCUGUCACUCCGUCACCUGCCCGUCCUGCUGUGCCAGGAGCAUCCGGUGCCUGAGAAACAUCAUCCACUGGAACCUCAUCUCCGCCUUCAUCCUGCGCAAUGCCACCUGGUUCGUGGUCCAGCUCACCAUGAGCCCUGAGGUCCAGCAGAGCAACGUGGCCUGGUGUAGGUUGGUCACAGCUGCCUACAACUACUUCCACGUGACCAACUUCUUCUGGAUGUUUGGUGAGGGCUGCUACCUGCACACAGCCGUCGUGCUCACCUACUCCACCGAGUGGCUGCGAAAGUGGGUGUUCAUCUGCAUCGGCUGGGGUGUGCCCUUCCCCAUCAUUGUGGCCUGGGCCAUUGGGAAGCUGUACUACAACAAUGAGAAGUGCUGGUUUGGCAAAAGGCCUGGGGUGUACACCAACUACAUCUACCAGGGCCCCAUGAUCUUGGUCCUGCUGAUCAAUUUCAUAUUCCUUUUCAACAUCGUCCGCAUCCUCAUGACCAAGCUCCGGGCGUCCACCACAUCUGAGACCAUUCAGUACAGGAAGGCUGUGAAGGCCACUCUGGUGCUGCUGCCCCUCCUGGGCAUCACUUACAUGCUGUUCUUCGUCAAUCCCGGGGAGGAUGAGGUAUCCCGGGUCGUCUUCAUCUACUUCAACUCAUUCCUGGAGUCCUUCCAGGGCUUCUUCGUGUCUGUGUUCUACUGUUUCCUCAACAGUGAGGUCCGCUCUGCCAUCCGGAAGAGGUGGCACCGGUGGCAGGACAAGCACUCAAUCCGCGCCCGGGUAGCCCGAGCCAUGUCCAUCCCCACCUCCCCCACCCGUGUCAGCUUUCACAGCAUCAAGCAGUCCACGGCAGUCUGAGCUGGCAGGCCGCAGAGCAGCCCCCCAAGAGCUGUGGCUGGGAGCAUGACGGCCAGGCUCCUGGACCACCCUGUCUGUGGAGGCGACCUGUUAAAUCUCAUGCCCACUCCCCCAGGAGUAGCUGGCACUGACAGCCUGGGGGUUCCACUCUCCCCUGCAGCUGUGCAGUACCUCUAGCUCAUGAGUGGAAAGUCAUCUACAGGACUGGGCCAGGCCCAGGGCCUCUGGCUUCCCUGCCCGAUCCUCCCUGGAGAAGGGACAUGGGAAUGAAUUGACACGUGGCGCUGGACACCCACAGCAGCACACAUGUCCCUCCAAGGCUGUCUUCUCCCAGAGCACAAGAAGGCCAGCCUACUGGGGCCUGGGGCUGACCUCGGCAUCUGUGGGGAGGCUGUUCGCUGCCCCAGGGCCUCAUGGGCAACUCGUGACAGCCUCUGACUCACCAUGAUGAUGCCUCUGAACCUCGGCGAUGCCUUCUGACACCACUGGGAACCAAGGGCCCUUGCUCAGGAGUCCUGGAGACAGAAGUCAGGUGUCAUCAUCAGACAUGGGGCCGCAGCACUAGAGUCACCCUCCAGGCCUCCAGAACCUCACUGGCACUGUGGCACUGCCACCAGCAAUGCCCUGCCUUGCUGCCUUCACCCUGAACAUUAACUACCCUGCAGGCCAGGCCAGCUUCCCCUUACAUCGUCCUCACCCCACAACCAUCACCUCCUGCCCCCGGGUUUCCUCUUUUGUGAGAAGAUGGGGGCUGAAGGGGUCAGAGUGGCCUGUGAGCAAGAGCCAGGCACGUCUGAGCCCCGGCAUCUGUGCCAGAGCUUGUGGCCCCGGAUGGCCUCUGGGGCAGGACCACUAGCUAAGCAAGCGAGGAGAAGGCCCUUGCCCAAGUGGCUCUUGGGACAGCGUGCUGCUUAUACUCCAGGUGUGACCAGCCCAGCCCCACUGAGCUGCCCAUGUCUGGAGGGACUGGACAGCCAGAGCAGGGUUUGGGGGACACUAGAAGAUGAGGGUGUCAGCUGUGAGGUGGGUGGCUGGUAUAAAUAAUAUUUAUCUUUUCAACCA